This is a messenger RNA of Echinops telfairi (small Madagascar hedgehog), 435 nucleotides long. RefSeq names its product diazepam-binding inhibitor-like 5. Lineage: Eukaryota; Metazoa; Chordata; Mammalia; Afrosoricida; Tenrecidae. Gene Ontology annotation, cellular component: mitochondrion. The transcript has a single exon. The record is from RefSeq and is a predicted model, not a curated record. Bases 44 to 307 code for a protein of 87 amino acids. Gene Ontology annotation, molecular function: fatty-acyl-CoA binding. Gene Ontology annotation, biological process: fatty acid metabolic process.
ACACCACCUACCCAGGGUCAAGGGGCCAGUUGCAGCGGCACCAAUGGGCCAGGUGGAGUUUGAGCUAGCCUGCGCGGCGGUCAAGGAGCUCAAGGGUCCUGUGAGCGACGGGGAGAAGCUGCUGGUGUAUAGCUACUACAAACAGGCCACCCUGGGCGACUGCAACAUUCCGGCACCGCCUGCCACGGAUGUGAAAGCCAAGGCCAAAUGGGAGGCGUGGACCAAGAACAAAGGGAUGACCAAGAUGGACGCCAUGAGGAUUUAUGUUACCAAAGUGGAAGAGCUGAAGAAGAAGGAGGAGGGUUAGGGAGGAUGGCCAGGUGGGGGGACAGAUUGGGCCCUCCUCCUCUGACACGUAACCCUGCUUCCUACGCCUUUGGAAGACACAGGGCAGAGAGGGCCUGCAGUGGUAGCAAUUUUAGCUAAGACAUCAAU